AGAGCGGCCUUUCAUCUGGGCGCAUGCGCGUUCUGACGAGGAAGAUGGCAUCCUUCUCCUUUGCUGGCGCUAGGAUGGCUUCUAGGGUCGCCUACGGGCUGCGCUCCCGCUCCUGGCUCGACGUCCUUUGGCGUUGUGGGGGAGCCCGAUCCCUUAGUACGCCUACACCCGCCGGCGGUGUCGAGGAAAGCCUCAAAGACCCUUCCUUGGUUUGGACCUGGUAUGACACAUUGUCUACGUCGGUCCCAGUCGCGACGAUGGAAUCGGGUUUGGUAGCUCUGCAGGCCGCGUCCGGGCUGCCCUGGUGGUCCACCGUGUUGGCAGCUACCACCAUCCUGCGCACUGGCCUUACCCUUCCUCUCAGCGUCCUCCAGAAGCGCGUCCUCGCCAGCUUAGAAAAGUUGCAGCCUGAAAUCAAACACUUAGCCAACCAGCUCCGCUAUGAAGUUUCUGUUUCUGCAAAGCAGUACAAUUGGUCUGAAAAGGAGGCUAGGUUAUGCUACAGGAGGAAUAUAAAAAGAAUAGUUUCAGAGUUGUAUAUUCGAGAUAAUUGUCACCCUUUCAAGGCAACGCUGCUCAUAUGGGUACAGAUUCCAGUAUGGGUUUUCGUUUCCGUAGCUUUGCGUAACUUAAGCACUGGCAGAGCAGAUUCUGAAGGGCUUUUAAUUCAGCAGCAGUUUUCCACAGGGGGUAUACUCUGGUUUAAGGAUCUCACUCUACCUGACCCGACUUGGAUUUUGCCAGUCACUCUUGGACUCCUCAAUCUACUGAUAGUAGAGAUUUUUGCUUUGAGAAAAACUGAACCAUCCCCGUUUUGGAAGUAUGCUACCAACUUUUUUCGAGCAGUGGCUGUGCUAAUGGUCCCCGUUGCUUCAAGUGUCCCUUCAAUACUAGCUUUCUACUGGGUAUCCUCCAGUUUCAUAGGCCUUUUGCACAACCUUCUGCUGCGCUCUCCUGCUUUCCGUAAAUUAUGCCACCUACCUCGGACCAAGUCUGAUUCAGAUACUCCAUACAAAGACAUUGUCGCUGCUUUGUACAUGAAAUAUUUCUUUAAAUGAAAUAUAUCUCUGUUAUUGACCCAUGUGAUUAAUAUUUUUUUACAAUAUGAAGAUGUAUUUGGAAGCCUUACACUAACUUUGGUAGAGUGGGGAAACUUUGCGUCCCCUUCAGAUAAUUAUUUUGUCAGUGAGGAGGAGGCAAGAACCUUGAAAAAUACUAGCUUCCAAUUCAAUGCAUGUUUUUGGGUUAUAUGGAAUUUCUGAAAUCUUGUAGCUUUUUCUGAAAAAUCAUUUCUUGUCCUUCUAGGUCCCAUGCUUGUCUUCAUGUUAUGCAUUAAUGUCUUUUUUCUUAAUCAUUUUGGCAGCUUAAAAUACAAGCUUAUUUUUCAGUAUCCAUAUAACAAGUUCAUAAAAUCAUAAAUUGGUUUUCAGACAUUUAAGAGUGACCUAGGAGGCAGAAAAAAACAUAUUCUUUCUUCUCAGUAUCCUUUCCUAACCCCCAUCAGGUGCUGGCUCACACACUCACAUACGCAGACAUCUGAUUGCCAAACAGAAAAGAACUGUAGGGAUGGAAGGAAACAGGAUAAAGCUACAAGGACACCUCAAUUUAAGGAGCUUCCAUUUAGAGGAUUUCAGAUGCAAUUGACCAAAUUUCUAUCCAGACAUCCUCCAGAAAAUGAUAAGUCCUUUGCACUCACAUUAAUCUAGUUGAGGUGGUUAAAUAUAUAUUAAUUUUAUUUUAGUUUUGUGACACCUAUGGUGAUUUACAUCAUUUGUGUGAUGAUAUUAAGUGUUUAAAAAAAACUUUUAUUGAAAUACUAUAGCCAAUGAGCUAUAAAGAUGCAAUUAGAACAGCUGAAAGUUGGGGAAGUCUUUAGAUGAGGGAUGAUCAUCUAAGUUUAAGGAAAACAAUUUUCCUUUCUUGAGCAACUUCAUUGUUUUCUAGCAAUAACAAUAAAUGACCUGUGACAACUGCCCUGUGUCUCCACUUAUGAAAAGUACUGGUUCUGCGGUUUUGUAAGCAGCACUUUUAACUACAGAUAUACCAGUCUUAAUUUCUUUUAUCUAAAAGAAUCUAAUGGAACUUUCAUAAUGUCAAUGGUGAUGGCACGUUUCUAAUCAUAUGAGAUAGAUUUCUUUCUUAAAUUUUAAGGAAAAGACAUGUUCAUCAAACAGUAACCAUUCUCUUCAUUUUGCAUUAAACAGAAAAAAAAGGAAGUUAUCUUUUUGGCUUUGGGGCUCAUAACUUGCAACUAGCUAUAACUGUUCGAGGAAAUUAUCACUCAUUCUAUUACUUUCCCAGGGUUCAUGCUGAGCAAUUUUUUGAGACUUGAGCAAAUGAAUUUAUGCAAGAGCAGCCACAUGAUUUUUGUUUUCUUUUAUAUGAUCUUAAUAAGCAUCGUUUCACUGGCUCCAGUAAACCUAUGAAAAAGGCCCAAGGCUAAUGCAGAAUAAAGAAAAGCCUAAACAAAUUAAUAUCUUAAAAGUGCCUUUCUUUACUACUAAGCAAAGUGGCUCAGUCACACUCCCUCUUUUAGGGCCAAUGGACAGUUUUCAAUUUUUACUUAUUUUACUUUAUUACUUUAUAAUGCAAAGUACACAUUUAUGCUUUACUUUUAAGGGGUGUUCAGAAGAGAAGGUUCUGUAAAAGCGAGGGAUAGUAAUCCCAUAUAAUAUAUCCUAUCAUAUGAUAAGAUAUCCAAAUCCCUUUAGAUGUGCUGAACAAGUGGAAUUCCAAUUAAGUUUCACAUGAAUGAACUUGGAAGAAAAGUUUGAUUUAAAAAUUUAUUGCUUGUCAUAUAAGAAUCAGAAAAGUUUGAAAACAGGGCAGAACUUACCUAACAGAACUGUGGCACUCAUUAUGAGUGUUUUUACUUGCAUGUUAUUCUGAAAAAUAGCACGUCAACGGAGAACAAAAUGAAAAAUAGAAUGGAACCAGGGACUGUAUAAGAAACAGUAUGAUAGGAAGCAGUCUGACUUAAGGAGUAGAACAAUGAUACUGCAGCUCUCUCUCACAGACAUUAAAAAAAAAAAGCUGGACAUUUAUAUGUCGUCAUUUGAACCAUCUGAUGUGGAUGUCCACUGCAUAUUUGUGAUAAAUAUUGCUCCAUGCAAUAUUUCUAGAAAACAGCAAUACUUUCCUCUUUAGGUCCACGCAGUAAAUGGGGACAUAAGUGACUAUAAAUCAGCUGGUGCCUACUGGGACAGGCACAGACUACCUUUGCUAGGGAACCAGCACCAUGUACUUCUCCAAGCUCCUUUACAUCAGCUUCUUGCUGUGGCUUCAAGGUAAGGGGAAUAACAACAUCAAGCUAUGAUUAAUUUUAAUAUUUGAAAAAAAAAUCAUAGUGAUGAUU
This is a messenger RNA of Python bivittatus (Burmese python), 3355 nucleotides long. It is a transcript of the gene COX18, whose product is annotated as cytochrome c oxidase assembly factor COX18. Gene Ontology annotation, cellular component: mitochondrial inner membrane. Gene Ontology annotation, biological process: mitochondrial respiratory chain complex IV assembly; protein insertion into mitochondrial inner membrane from matrix. Gene Ontology annotation, molecular function: membrane insertase activity. The record is from RefSeq and is a predicted model, not a curated record. NCBI's taxonomy places the organism in Eukaryota, Metazoa, Chordata, Lepidosauria, Squamata, Pythonidae.